Messenger RNA from Parascedosporium putredinis, 537 nucleotides. The record is from the annotation of a GenBank genome assembly. Lineage: Eukaryota; Fungi; Ascomycota; Sordariomycetes; Microascales; Microascaceae.
AUGCGCUCCCAACUCCUCGCCCUCUUCUGGAUCUGGGCCUCGGCCGCCUCGGCCGCCCUCACCUGGUCCCUCCAGCGCGCGUCCAACCCCACGGCAGACCAGUCCGAGGCCUACACCCGCAUCGAGUCGGCCAUGAACCUCGCCGUGGCCCGCUACAACCGCCUGACCAAGCGCGCCACCAAGACCAUCACCGUGCAGUACGUGCCCAGCGUGCAGACCGCCGACGGCAACUUCAACGGCAACAUCCGCUUCGGCUCCAACCGCUCCUACAUGAACGAGCGCACCGCCCUUCAUGAGAUCUCUCACACUCUUGGUAUUGGCCAGACCAGCGCCUUUGAUACCCGCUGCGGUGCUAACAACUGGCCCUCUGCCCUGCCGCUGCUUCGGUCGUGGGAUGGAAAUGACGCCAAGAUCAACUGCGGCGGUGGACACAUUUGGCCCUAUGGCCUCAACUACGAUGAUGAGAUGAGCGAGACGAAUGCUGAGAGGCACUGUCUCUUGAUCGAUGCUAUGUUGGUGGAUGGGCUUGCUGGUUGA